CAGCCACCCCUCCCCCGCCCCACCAAUCCCCCCCAUCCAUCGUCGCAACGCUAUCCACACCCUCCGCCUCGGUACCUCCUCCGCCGCCGCCGGCGAGAAGAAGCACCCAUCCACUACCUCCGCUGACAGGCCAGAUCUUACAAUGGAGCUCUCGCUCGUCUCCGCGAAGCCCUCGCCCUCGCCGCGUGCCGCCGCCUCCGCGCUCCUCUUCGCCCCGCUUAAACCCUUCCCGCUCCUCCGCUUCCCGCCGCGGCGAGCCGCCCCCUUCGCCCGCCUCAGGAGCCAGCGGUUCCAGUUCCGCCGCGCGGCGGGGUCUGGUGACGGGGAGGGCGAGAGCGACGCGACGGCCCGGGGGGAGGUGUUCGGGGGCCGGAGGGAGGAGGUGUUCGGGGGGCGGAAGGAGCUCACCGGCGUGCAGCCGCUCGUGGAGUCGCUGCCGCCCGCGGCUCGGACGGCGGCGGAGCUCGCGGUGGCCGCGGCUGCCGUGGCGGCGGGCUACGGCAUCGGGCUCCGCCUCGGCGGCGGCUCCCGGGCCGCAGCGGUCGCGGGCGCGGCCGUGCUCGGGGCAGCUAGCGUCGCAGGGGCCGCCGCGGUAAACUCUGUUGUGCCGGAGGUUGCCGCCGUGGGGCUGCACAACUACGUCGUCGGCUGCGACGACCCCACCAAGCUGGAGACCAGCGAGGUGGAGGCCAUCGCGAGCAAGUAUGGAGUUAGUACACAAGAUGCAGCCUUCAAAGCAGAGCUCUGUGACUUGUAUGCCAGCUUUCUUUACUCAGUACUGCCUCCUGGAGAUGAAGAUCUCAAAGGUAAUGAGGUUGAGGUUAUUACGAAAUUUAAAAGUGCUCUUGGACUCGAUGAUGUAGAUGCUGCAAAUAUGCACAUGGAGAUUGGUAGACGCUUAUACAGGGAAAGGCUGGAAACAAGGGAUCGCGAUGCUGACAUGGAACAGCGGCGGGCGUUUCAAAAGCUAAUCUAUGUGUCAAAUCUUGUCUUCGGAGAUGCAUCAGCCUUCCUACUUCCAUGGAAGAGGCUUUUCGGGAUCACUGAUUCUCAGAUAGACAUUGCUAUGCGGGACAAUGCCAAAAAUUUAUACACGUCACAGCUCAAGUCUAUUGGGAGAGAUCUUGACAUUGGCACACUCAUUGAAGUAAGGAGAGCACAACUUGCGUAUAAACUUUCUGAUGAGAUCGCUGCUGAUAUGUUCAGGGAGCAUGCAAAGAAGUUGAUUCAAGAAAACAUUUCAUCAGCAUUAGACAUCUUGAAGUCACGUACCAAAGCAGCGAAUAGCCCAACACAGGUUAUUGAAGAAGUGAAGAUUGUUCUUGCAUUUAACAGUUUGCUAACAGUACUAAGCAAGCACCCUCAAGGCGAUCGAUUUGUGCGUGGACUUGGACCUAUUUCGUUAGCUGGAGAGCUUGAUCAUGAUAGGAGGGCUGGUGAUCUGAAGAUACUCUAUAGGGCCUAUGCAACAGAAGUGCUUUCAGACGGCCCCCUUGAUAAUGAGAAGCUCAUUCCUUUGAAUGAACUGAGGAAUAUAUUUGGACUGGGGAAGCGUGAAGCAGAAGCAAUCAUCUCAGAUGUCAAAUCUCAAGUAUACAGAAAGAGACUUGCAAAAUGCUUUAACACUGAGUUGGCUGCGGCUCCUAGCAAAGCAUCAUUCCUCCAAAAUCUCUGUGAAGAGUUAGAGUUUGACCCUGAACUUGCUAGCAAGAUGCAUGAAGACAUUUAUAGACAGAAGCUUCAGCAGUUUGUAGCUGACGGAGAGCUGAGCAAGGAUGAAACUGAAGCUUUGAUGGCGUUCCAAGUGCGUCUCUGCAUUCCUCAAGAAACUGUCGAUGCUGCUCAUACUGAUAUCUGCGGCCAAUUGUUUGAAAAGGUUGUCAAGGAAGCAAUUGUGUCUGUUGAUGGAUACAACGCUGAUAGGCGAGAUGCGGUUAGGAAGGCAGCACAAGGUCUAAACUUGAAAAAGGAGGCUGCUAUGACCAUAUUUAGUAAAGCAGUACGGAAAUUAUUCCUGAACUACAUUCAGAGAGCAAAAGCAGCUGGGAACCGCAUUGAACAGGCAAAAGAACUGAAGAAGUUAAUUUCCUUCAAUACAGUUGUUGUAAGUGAGCUUUUAGCUGACAUUAAAGGAGAGCCGACUGCAACUGCUGAACCUGCAACAUCAAGUACGACCUCAGAACCUGAAACCACUGAAUCAGAGGGAGAGGAUGACUAUGAAUGGGAAUCACUGGAAACAUUAAAAAAGACUAGGCCUGAUAAAGAGCUAAAAGAAAAGCUAGACAAGUCAAGUCAGAAGGAGAUAACCCUCAAAGAUGAUCUUCCAUUGAGAGACAGAGCUGAGCUGUAUCAAACAUAUUUGAUGUUCUGUAUCACUGGGGAGACGACUAAUGUUUCGUUUGGAACAGCAAUCUCGACGAAGAAAGACAAUUCAGAGUAUUUAAUGCUAAAGCAAUUGGGAAACAUACUUGGUUUAACCCGCAAGGAAGCUCAAGAUGUCCACAUUAAGCUAGCAGAAAAAGCAUUUGUGCAACAGGCUGAAGUGGUUCUAGCUGAUGGCAAGUUAACAGAAUCCAAGGCUGACCAGCUUGCAAAGAUACAGAAGCAGGUUGGUCUGCCUGAUGAGCACGCACAGAAAAUCAUUAAAAGCAUCACAACGACGAAGUUAUCUUCUGCAAUUGAAGCUUCUAUAGCUCGAGGGCAGAUUGGUAUCCAACAGGUCCGAGGAUUGAAAGAAGCAAAUUUUCAGUUGGAUAGCUUGAUUGCAGAACCGUUGCGAGAAACCAUUUACAAAAAGUCUGCCGAGGAGAUCUUUUCAUCAGGCACAGGCGAAUUUGAUGAAGAGGAAGUGUAUGUCAAGAUGCCAGCUGAUCUUAUCAUAAAUGCUGAGAAGGCCAAGUCGAUUGUGCAGGACAUUGCAAAGGUUAGGUUGGAGAACGCCCUUGUUCAGGCUGUUGCUUUGCUUCGGCAGAAAAAGAAAGAUGGUGUGAUCUCGUCAUUGAAUGACUUACUAGCAUGUGACGCUGCCGUGCCUGCUUCAAAGCCGUUGUCAUGGCCCUCACCAGGAGAGCUGGAUGAUUUGUACUGCCUUUACUUGAAGAGUAUCCCGAAGCCUGAGAAGUUAUCAAGGUUGCAGUACUUGCUGGACAUAAGUGCCGAGAAGGCUGGCCAGCUUCGGGAUGCCGCAUCAGCUGGCACACUGCCAGUCGCGUCCCAAGAGGAGGAAGAAUUGGCGUUCUAGGAGAGAUGAGAUGAGAAACUUUUUUGUUAGGUAGCCAGCAGAGUCGAGCUCCUGCCAGACGCAGUGCUGUGGCGCCCAAUAGCUGCUGUGUUGUAGCUAGGCAUGCUUUUGUGAAGCGACGCAUAAUCCUGACAUGCAUAAUUAUUUGUAUAGACAAUGGACACGAACUGUGGUGACAGUUUUUUGCUGCAUUCUUUCAGACCAUACUGGCAUUGUUUUCUGUUUCUCCUUGAUCCUGACAUGCAUAAUUAUUUGUAUACAACAGUUGUUAUUGCAAUCCCUUGGUAAUAAAUGUGGUUUUGUUGUUA
Messenger RNA from Brachypodium distachyon (stiff brome), 3549 nucleotides. Its product is annotated as protein TIC110, chloroplastic. The transcript is spliced from 15 exons. Bases 143 to 3241 code for a protein of 1032 amino acids. NCBI's taxonomy places the organism in Eukaryota, Viridiplantae, Streptophyta, Magnoliopsida, Poales, Poaceae. Gene Ontology annotation, biological process: protein import into chloroplast stroma. The record is from RefSeq and is a predicted model, not a curated record. Gene Ontology annotation, cellular component: TOC-TIC supercomplex I.